Molecule: messenger RNA, 2523 nt
Organism: Varanus komodoensis (Komodo dragon)
Lineage: Eukaryota; Metazoa; Chordata; Lepidosauria; Squamata; Varanidae
Gene: GUF1
Product: GTP binding elongation factor GUF1
Exons: 18
Coding region: 361-2379 (672 amino acids)
Biological process (GO): positive regulation of translation
Cellular component (GO): mitochondrion
Molecular function (GO): GTP binding; GTPase activity; mitochondrial ribosome binding
Source: RefSeq, a predicted model, not a curated record
UGCUGCGCCUCGUGGCUGAGGGGUGGGAUGCUGGCCAGCCUCAGCAACGGCAUCCUUCGGCCUCAAGGGUGGAAUUAAGCCGGUUGGGGACACAUUAGAAGAAUUACGAGAAGCCUCUGUGGGGUUUAGCCCAAUGGUGAAUCCGUGUGAAGAAAGGGUAGCCACCCUUAACCUUGCCUCUUUUUAUGCUACACAGGAAAUGCCAUUCUUCAUAAAGAAAACUCGCUCCAUCUUCUGGAAAUGUGUUUUGGUUAAGGUUCUUUGGCUGUUAUAGAAAGAAGCUUAUAUGGGACUCUGGCUGAAGCAGUGGCUGAACCUUUGCUCUGUCCUAAAAGCCUGGCUUGGUGCACCCCACUUUGAAUGGUGACUUGCAGAUGUUCCACAAACAUGUUUGCACUUGUGACAAGGGCAAUCUAUCCUUGUGCUCAGCUUAAGAAGUCAAAUCAUGCCAGCAUCUUGUCGCAUCUGUGCUUGCGAAAACCUCCAGAGCAUUGUGCCACAUUCUCCAGGCAAUACCGCUCUGAAACUGGCAAGGAUGCGGUGGAUAUGUCAAAGUUUCCAGUUGAAACUAUUAGAAAUUUCAGCAUAAUAGCUCAUGUCGACCAUGGCAAAAGUACUCUAGCAGAUAGGCUGUUGGAAAUAACAGGAACAAUUGUCAAAAUGGAACACAAUAAACAGGUGCUGGAUAAAUUGCAAGUGGAACGGGAAAGAGGAAUCACUGUGAAAGCUCAGACUGCUUCCCUCAUUUAUCAUUACAAGGGAACAAAUUACCUCUUAAAUCUCAUUGAUACACCUGGCCACGUAGAUUUUAACUAUGAAGUAUCACGAUCAUUGUCAGCCUGUCAAGGAGUCUUGCUCGUAGUGGAUGCAAAUGAGGGUAUUCAAGCUCAAACAGUAGCCAAUUUCUAUCUUGCAUUUGAAGCACAACUAUCAAUAAUUCCUGUGAUAAAUAAGAUUGACCUAAAGCAUGCAGAUCCUGAGAGGGUUGAAAAUCAAAUUGAAAAGGUGUUUGAUAUCCCCAAAGAGGACUGCAUUAGGGUUUCUGCCAAACUUGGAACAAAUGUUGAACAAAUACUAAAGGAAGUCAUUGAAAGGAUCCCUCCGCCCAGCGUUAGCACACACGACCCACUGAAGGCACUGGUGUUUGACUCCACCUUUGAUCACUUCAGGGGUGUGAUUGCUAACAUAGCAGUGCUUGGUGGGGAAAUUUGUAAAGGCCAUAAGAUCUCCACAGCUCACACAAAAAAAGUAUAUGAAGUUAAUGAAAUAGGGAUUCUGACACCUGAUGAACAGCCAACACAUAAAUUGUAUGCUGGCCAGGUGGGCUAUCUGAUCGCUGGAAUGAAAGACGUUGCAGAAGCCCAAAUAGGAGAUACAAUCUAUUUACAUAAUCAACCAGUGGAACCAUUUCCUGGGUUUAAAUCGGCAAAACCGAUGGUCUUUGCAGGAAUGUACCCAACAGACCAGUCAGAAUAUAACAACUUGAAAAGUGCUGUAGAAAAACUGACACUGAAUGACUCUAGUGUUACUGUUCACCGUGCUAGUAGCCUUGCUCUGGGAGCUGGAUGGAGGUUGGGUUUCCUCGGCCUUUUACAUAUGGAAGUUUUUAAUCAGCGUUUGGAGCAAGAAUAUAACGCAUCUGUCGUUUUGACAUCCCCCACAGUUCCAUAUAAGGCAGUACUUUCUUCAGCAAAAUUGAUAAAGGAACAUGGGAAAGAGGAAAUCACCAUCAUAAAUCCCUCUGAGUUUCCUGAUAAGUCAACAGUAGUGGAAUAUUUGGAACCAGUUGUUUUGGGCACAGUCAUAACACCUGAAGAAUAUAUUGGGAAAAUAAUAGCGUUGUGCCAGACUCGAAGGGCUGUUCAGAAGGAUUUGGUGUACAUUGAUGACCGAAGAGUUAUGAUGAAGUAUUUAUUUCCACUGAAUGAAAUUGUAGUAGAUUUCUAUGAUGCUCUGAAAUCCCUCUCCUCUGGAUAUGCCAGUUUUGACUAUGAAGAUGCAGGAUACCAGUCUGCAGAUCUUGUCAAAAUGAACAUUCUUUUAAAUGGAAUUGCUGUAGAAGAACUGGUAACUAUUGUGCAUAAGGAGAAAGCAUAUCCUAUUGCUAAAACCAUGUGUGAACGUUUAAAAGAUAUUAUCCCAAGACAACUGUUUGAAAUAGCUGUUCAGGCAGCUAUUGGAAACAAAAUAAUUGCAAGGGAAACGGUGAAAGCUUAUAGGAAAAAUGUCCUAGCAAAAUGUUAUGGUGGAGAUAUUACACGGAAAAUGAAACUUUUGAAGAGGCAAUCAGAAGGAAAGAAGAAAUUGAGGAAAAUUGGGAAUGUGGAAAUUCCAAAGGACGCAUUCAUCAGUGUUCUAAAGAGACAGCCUGACAAGUAGUUGGAAAUCUGCAAAUAGUUUCCAACCUUUUUUAAAGGAAUGCUAAAAAUACUAAUCUUGUUUACAAAGUAGCUAUCCUAUUAUGAUUAUGCAUUGUAUGUGUAUAUACAGCUCAGUCUAUAAAUUAUCAUGAAUGUAAAUGUC